AUGGACAGAAACCAAUCCCGCAGGCAGGUUGCUGCAAUGAAACAGUCGCUCUUUGAUCAGGGGUUAUUGGAUGAACAAUUUAUCCAACUGGAGGAAUUGCAGGAUGAUGCAAAUCCCAACUUUGUUGAGGAAAUUGUCACGCUUCACUACCGUGAUUCAUCACGGCUAAUCACAAGCAUAGAGCAGGCUCUCAAAGAGAGGAACCCUCUGGAUUUUAACAAGCUAGACACUCUUAUGCAUCAGUUCAAAGGAAGCAGCUCAAGCAUAGGAGCCAAAAAGGUGAAAGCAGAGUGCAAUCUGUUCAGGGAAUAUUGCAGGGCAGGAAGUGCAGAAGGAUGCAUGAGGAGCUUCCAACAAUUGAAGAGAGAAUAUGCUGCACUUAGAAAGAAACUUGAAGCUUAUUUUCAGUUGGCAAGGCAAGCAGGACCCCAGGAAACAGCAUGUCGCUCCAAAUAA
Sphenostylis stenocarpa is the source of this 456-nucleotide messenger RNA. The record is from the annotation of a GenBank genome assembly. NCBI's taxonomy places the organism in Eukaryota, Viridiplantae, Streptophyta, Magnoliopsida, Fabales, Fabaceae.